Messenger RNA from Durusdinium trenchii, 866 nucleotides. NCBI's taxonomy places the organism in Eukaryota, Dinophyceae, Suessiales, Symbiodiniaceae. The record is from the annotation of a GenBank genome assembly.
CCUAGGCUGUGUCCAGGACCGAAUUCAUUCGCCAUGGAGGGCCUCAUGCGGCCUUUGGAGUCCCCGGACUCCUUGAACUUCGCACCUGUCAGCAAGGUUGCUCCGCUGGUGCAGAGUUAUAUUGCCCUGCCAUCCGAGAAGCUCCUGGAGAUGUAUUCCCAGGAGCACGUGGUGAAAUUGGGGCAACUUCUGGUUGCACGUUUCUUCAAUGAAUGCUUGCAGUUGCAGCGCGGCUUGAGCGACCUACAAAGCUCCUUGCAGUCCAGCGAGCAACGACGAGAGGAACUGGAACGAGGCUCGCUGGCUUCCCAGGCGAGCUUGCCCAUGAUGCCUGAGAUCACCCUCCCUGGGCGGCGCGAGGCCGAGGAGAUGAGGAUGGAGUGCGCGCAUUGUUUGGAGACCUCGGAGAAGUUGAGGAUUGCAGAGGAAAGACUACAGGAGAUGCAGGAGCGAGCGCUGCAGUACUCACCCAAGGCGCCGCAGAGUGCGCGCGGCUACAGCGGGGCGGUGGCGGCCGAGGCGCAGGCGCCGCAGGAGGCGCUGUUGAAGAAGAAGGCCGCCGUGAUGCUGCAAUCCGCCUGGCGCCGCCGGGCCGCGCAGCUGCGCUUCGAACGGCACCUGCUGGACCUGAUCUUUCCCCAAAGGCCGGAGGGGCCUUCCACACCGAUGGCCACGUUGAGUUCGCUCUGCUUGGUACAGGGCCUUCUCCGCCGCGUGUGGCGCUCCCUGCGACGGCGUGGCUUGGACUUUGAGCUCGCCUACCGCUGCGCCGAUGCAGGCUACCAGAAGAAAGCCGGCACGAGUGCAGCGGAUGGAAGCUCCAUGCGAGUGGGACACUUCCUGCAUUUCCUUUGUCAGCAACAAGG